CAAAAUAAAAGGAAAAAAGAAAUACCUCUGAAAAACAACCAAAGCCAAACACCAAAACCUAAAAAUGGCCAUUUUCCCCAAGUAACAUUAAAAUACAUGCACUUUUUCAUAGAUCAGUCAAGCUCAAAUUUGUGUCGUAUAAAACAUAUAAAUUGUCUUUUUCUACAGGUGACUUCACUUUUGGAUGAUAUGGAAAGGUAUUACCAAAGAAAAGAAAUCAAAACAUUAUUUUUUCUAGUUUGAAUAUAAACCUCAAGUUAUUAUAAGUCAUUCUUUUCAGAAAUGUUCCUUGGUCCAGGUACAGCUCUUUGUAAAGAAAACCAUUAAUUCAGCGUAAUCUUUUAGUAAAUGAGUAAGAUGGAAAAUAAUACAGGUCUUGUGCCAAAAUGGAGGGGUACUUUGAUAAUAAAGGCAUGAAGCUCAACAUGUACCAUUUGAAAGGACAUGACAGAAAACAUGACAUACCUAAGAGACUUAUGCUCUUGUAUAGCCUUGGCUAAUAACCUAAACUAAAGCCAUUUAAAAGAUCUUAUUUCUUAGUGGCUUUAAAAAAAUAAGUUGUUAUGGUUAUGGUUUUGUUUAAAUCAAGUCAUCCAGCUGUCAGUAGAAAUCUCAGAUGUUCAGCCUUGUGGAAGGAUUUAAAGGCAACACUUCAACAAUAAUCGGAUUAGAAGGACUUGCAUAGCUACGUGGUCUAAAAACCAGAUAAAAGAAACUGGAGUUCAGAUGUGCCUCAAAGAAAGGCAGUGAGCUGUAAGGUGCAGAACCUGAGGCUGAUUUUGACAAUUACCUGAAGUAGGGAUGCCUGCAGAUUUCAAUGGUUACUGGAAAAUGAUCAGCAAUGACAAUUUUGAGGAGUAUCUCAAAGCACUGGAUGUAAAUGUUGCUGUAAGAAAAAUAGCAAACUUGCUAAAACCUGACAAAGAAAUCCUUCAGAAUGGAGAUCAUAUGAUUAUUAAAACGCUAAGCACUUUUAGGAACUACAUCAUGGAAUUUGAUGUAGGAAAGGAGUUUGAGGAGGAUUUAGCUGGGGUGGAUGAUCGCAAAUGCAUGACCACAGUUUCUUGGGAUGGAGAUAAGUUACUUUGUGUACAGAAAGGAGAAAAAGAAGAUCGUGGUUGGACUCAGUGGAUUGAAGGAGAUGAAAUGCAUCUGUUAACAGGAUCUGAAAGAAGAUGCCUAUUCUUUUUUUACAUAGCUCUUCAUAGCAUACUCAUCAUAUAGGAUAAAAUGCACUCUUCCUGCUGAGAUAAUAAAUCCAACUUUAAUUUCAUUCCUGUGCUCAGUACUGUUAGCAUUCAACACUCUAAAUUAAUAUUCUCUAAAUAUCCAAAUCAGAAACUGUUAUAAAUGAAAUCUUUGCAAAAGUACCCUAAGCCUCUUAAUACUAAUUAAGAAAUAGUAGAGGUCCCAGAAACAAGUAUGGGGAAGGAAUGUAUGUGAUAGACCUUGCCAUCUGGACUACAUACUUGAUGUAACCAAGGAUGGAAGUAAAUUUACAGUUGCGGUCAUGGCCUCAACAGAAGUAGAGGUGAAGAAAUGAAAACGAGACUGCAGAAUUUCCUGUGUAUAUGUGUCACAGUUUCAAGUGCAACAGGAGAAGGGAGCCCCUUCCUCCUUCUUUCAAGGAAAAGGAAAGAAAAAUGAUCCAACUAAGAAAGGAGAGAUUACAAAUUUAGUACAAAUGUUAAAAGAAUGUUAAGACAAUAGUAAGAAAGUGAGUUUCAAUUAAUAAGUCAAAUGGGAGAGAGAGGAAGGCUACCAUCACUGCUGGAACCUGGAAGUGCCUCAUCCCUGUCACCUGGAAUUAGAGAUCAUGUGGGGAACUAUGGAAGUUCUUGGGAAUAGCAGUUUUCUCAGAGUUGGAACUCAUAUGAAACUGCUAAAGAGCAGAGGAUCAGGAGUACAGCUCCACAGUGCACCGUGCCUCCGCAACUAACAGCCUGCUGCAAGAUGAAUACUGAUAAGAGCAGGACAAAACAUUCCCUAAUUCUGCACGUAAACACUAGAGCAGUUCCACACUACCUCCCAGAUUAACAGCACUUGGUGCUGUGACCCCAAGUCAUUUCAGAAUCUGCUAGCAAAGAGGUUGCAAUUAGCCACGCUGUUUCUGACCUUGAAGCUCAGCUUAUUCCUUGCUGCUCUUAACCCGCAUAAAGCGAUGGCACUAGUUGCUCUCAGAUUUCUUUGGCCUCCAUUUUGGAAAGUCCAGGUUCUUGUCCCCCUGCAAUCUUUCUCUCUUUCUAUUUACUACUCCCAACACUUUUUGUUCUUUUCAGUCUAGACUUCUGCUGUCUUUACUCUGACUCAUGCACUAGCCAAUACAACCUGGCCAUGAACCUGCAGGCCAGACCAUUUUUUAUGCUUAAACCUGUCAAGAGUCAUAUCUGAGAAGUCAUAAAUUUAGAUUCUGGUGUCACUGUUGUCUAGUGCUACUUUAGGUACCCUAACAUAACCUGACUGAUCUGAUGCUUUUGCUUCAAAAGGCUGUGAAGAGAACUAUGUCAUACCUGCCAGCACAUACAGGUAUCCAUGCACUAACUCACACUUGUACAAUUCACCGUGAUCUGCCCAUCAUGUUCCCAAAAGCCUGUACAGUUACUUCAUGCAAAAGAAGUACCCAAAUAUUUUAGAAGCCAGUCCCCAAUGUUUUAUCACAUUUUAUAUUUCAUGAACUUAAAAUGAUGUCCUCUUUAUUCCUCUGAAUCCUCAUUAAUAUAACUCUCUCCAUUACACAUGCAGUGAAAUAGUUCCAUUUAGUAUCUUACUUUUGAUCAGCCAAGAUUACUGGGCCCUGUACUCCUGAGAGUACUUUGAUACAAUGGGCAGUUACCUCUAAAAAAUUGAUACUUCAAUGGUUUUAUGAUGCUAUUGAACUUUACACAAUGAGCCAAGUGUUAAUUUAAUUCCUUCCAUGGUUCUGUAGAAAGUAGUACUACAUCCUUUAGUAGUUUGUCACUUCCUAUUUUUACCAUUUCAAUCUAUGAUCUGCACUUUGUAGUUCUUUUUCCUCCUUGGAUUCUGUUUUAUGUGAGUGACUUAUUUGACCAUUCUCCAUUUCCUUUUGAGUUUUAUUGCCAUUUUCUAUUGUAUUGAUUGCUUCUGCUCUGCAGGUUUUUAUCUCUGUCAGCAGAUCUCUUUGGACUUACUGCACAGUCUUUCUUUUGGGUUCCCUAUACAUACAGUGAACAAAACCAGUCCCAACUAAAAUCAUGGUACCAGUCUGCUUGUUUCAUCAAUUCAUCACGAAGCACCUUUUUACAACAGACUGGUAACACAUGCCAAUAAGGUUAUUGAGCCAGUGUAAGUUCUUCUUAAUAGGUCAUUUUAACACUUAUAAAGAAAUGUAAGGAAAUGUGCACAACUUCCCAGUUAACUGUACCUCCUAUUCCCUCAAAAAUAUUCUGACAAAUUUAUUUAAGUCUUACCUCGAAAUAGGAAGUCCAGUCUUUCUGCUGCAUCAUAUAUAAUCUUUGUCUAUACAUUCCUUAAGAAGUUCCACCAAUUUUCUUCUUCCAGGAAAACCAGUCAGCAUCUCCACAAACUCCCACAAAAUCUGUGCAAAACAAGUGUAAUGUCAACACCUUCAGUAAUAGAGAAGAUUAAACUGCAUCUUCAGUGAUGUUAGGUGAACAAUAGUAGGUCUCAUAAAUCAACGUACAUUUUUAUAAGCAGUUAAAUAUAACAAUUAUUAGCAUGCAAAGAUUUCUUAAAACCUAUUAUGGGACACAGAAGACCAGUGGGCAGCGUUAGGCAUCUAAUACGGUCAAGUUCAGUUAAAGCUCACUAGCUGUGCUGUGGUUUAUAGACCUAGUUCAACUCUUGAAUGCAAUUAACUGUCCCAUCCUACCCAUGACCAUUGGUUUGCUAGAAUGGGCUGUUGGCGCUUUUCUGGGUUUGUAAAUUUGAACUACUGAUUAUCAACAUAAAGGCUCAGAAUUUGUUGCUUAGAUCCAUUCCAAAUACCUUGUUUAUACGUCCAAAAUAGAAAAUGCUCAUUUCAAAGACCUAAGCAGUUGCACACACAAAUAAUCAAUAAUGCCCCUGGAACACAUUUGGUCUUCUAAGAUCUGAGAUACCCAAAUAACUUCUCUUACUCCACCUUUCUCCAGGAAAUAAGCACAAACCAAGUGGUACUAUUGGGAUUAAAAACAGACUAAAUUAUGUACAAUCUAUACAAUCUAAUUUGAUAAGAAAUUCCAUAUUGAAAUUAAUCUCCACAUACGAAAGAAUAUAUAAUGCACAUGUCCUAUGUAAAAGAUGCCAUUUUAAAAUUAUUUUUUCUUCCUAGGAAAUAAGAGUGUGUGGAGUCAAAUGUAAGCAGGUCUUUAAGAAGGUACAGUGAGCCUACUGCUGAUACAGAAGUGAAGAAUUGCAGAAUGUACAGACUUGCCACCAAAUCUCCAAGCACUAGUAAUGAACAUCAUCCACAAUGAGAGUUAAUACAGAGAUGAAGAUUAAAUUAGAACUGCAUAGUCAAAAAUAUUUUAACAAAUUGUUUUGAAUAAAUAAUUGCAAAUAAAACCCUAUUAAAGUUACUAAACUCUAUAAAUGGGUGUGUACCAUAAUUCUUGACUACAUCAAAACUGAGGCUGUUUGGUAAAAAACAAGAUACUGUAGUUAAAGGACACGUGAGCACAUAUUUUACUUACAAUGAAAAUCACCUUUCCAUAGCCUUAACAAGGGUCAUUAAUGUAAUAUUGUUUCCAGGCAAUGAAUUGUUGUAGGGAAGUGAAUGAGAACUGCAGUGUGUGACCAACAGGAAACUCUCAUCUCACUGAAGACAGUGAGAAUUUU
Messenger RNA from Coturnix japonica (Japanese quail), 4797 nucleotides. Lineage: Eukaryota; Metazoa; Chordata; Aves; Galliformes; Phasianidae. The record is from RefSeq and is a predicted model, not a curated record.